AUGGCGCUCCCCUACAGCUAUGUUCCCUUGCCGCCUGGAUCCUUCCGCCUUCUUCGUCUAACGUCGAAGUCACCGGGCACGACUCCCGAUUGCGAACUCGCGACGUUCCCGCUCUCCGAGGCGCCCGAGUACAACGCUCUCAGCUAUUGCUGGGAGACUAUGACGAGAGACUCGCCGAUAAAAUGCAAUGGGAAGGAAAUGGUGAUCACAUUCGUGCUGGAAGAAGCUCUACGGAGCCUGGCCGUGCUCGACCGCGGGGACGUGGAAUGGCUGUGGAUCGACCAGGUCUGCAUCAACCAGAGCGACGACCAAGAGCGAGGUACGCAGGUCGACAUGAUGAGAGAUAUAUACAAGAUAUCCGCGGGGACAAUUAUUUGGCUUGGGGGCGACAUUCCCAACCUUGCAGCUGGCGCACAGCUCAUGGAUAGACUAUCCCAGCUCUACAAGCAAGAUCUCAGCCCCAACGGCGGCCGGAAGCGUCGCCGGUAUACAAUGGACGAGUACCGGUCGAUAGGUCUCCCGCGCCCCGCAGAUAUCUCUUGGGAGGCUCUUAGACGCGUGCUCAUCCGUCCAUGGUUCGUCCGAAGCUGGGUUAUUCAAGAGGCCGCUCUCUCUAGGACCAGCCCUCGAGUAAAAAACAUCUUACCGACUCUGAGGUCACUGAAACUGUUCAACGAGCUAAUCCACGUGGGAUUACCGUGGGAUACGGCAACUCUACUCAACAAGGCGAUCCGGUUCAAGGCUUCGGACCCGCGCGACCGUAUCUACUCUCUCGUUGCCUUGACCGGCGAAGCACAGGAGUCUCACGCACUGCCAGCAGUAUUUCGAGCAGAUUACGGCAGGCCGGUUCGAGACGUCUUUCGUGAUGUGACUCGGCACAUAAUAGCAUCUUCGGGGAAGCUCACUAUCCUUACGAUGAUACGGUAUGUUCCCAACUGGGAUCAGUUUCCAUCUUGGGUCGUCGAUUUUGCUGGAGGCGCGCGCUGGGAACGGCUGUCGUACUUUACUUGGGGCAGUGAUUCAAAAGGCCUGAAUUGCGUCACAGAGCUUAGUGACAAGGCUUCCGGUGAUGUCCCGCUUGACAUCCAUCAUCUUGGAUCAGGUGAUAUCCUAACUUUGCAGGGACUUCGGAUAGACGCUCUAAACUUAAUCUAUGGACCAGCGUCAGGCAUUCACACCUACGGAAUCGAUUCCGAUCUGCUAGAGGUGUGGAAGAUCGCAAAUCAGAUCCUGGGCGCUCGGUGUACCUCGGUCGAGGAACUGGCUCGGACUGUGAUGAUAACACUGUCUGCGAACUGGAACCUUGAUAACGAGGUACAGAUAGCAGACCAGCCCCUAAGCCACUUUUGGGCAUACCUGUGGAAUGUCUAUGACAUUUCACUGGCUCAGGCAGAUCUGGAAGAGAACCGCAAAAAAAGGGCAGAUAUUGAGAAGGCAUAUCUCAAUAUCCUCCCCGUUCCGCGUCCAGAUGUUGCGGACGAGACCAGCCUUUUUCGGCACCAUCUGGAUGCUGCUGGGGGACGGAGGGUGUUCUUUACUAAAGCCUUGUUGGAGAUUGGUCUUGGACCAUGUUUCAUGGAGGUUGGUGAUGUUCUGUGCGUACUGUUUGGAGCAGCGACUCCUAUUAUACUGCGCCCGGAUGGAUCAAACUACCGGUUUGUUGGCGAGUGUUAUGUCCACUCCCUAAUGAAGGGCGAGGCUGUUGAUGAUUGGCAGAAGGGAACGAGUCCAGCAGAGACAUUUACCAUUAUAUAG
Molecule: messenger RNA, 1755 nt
Organism: Thyridium curvatum
Lineage: Eukaryota; Fungi; Ascomycota; Sordariomycetes; Thyridiales; Thyridiaceae
Exons: 2
Coding region: 1-1755 (584 amino acids)
Source: RefSeq, a predicted model, not a curated record